Anolis sagrei ordinatus is the source of this 2860-nucleotide messenger RNA. RefSeq names its product BCL6 transcription repressor (gene BCL6). Gene Ontology annotation, biological process: regulation of transcription by RNA polymerase II. NCBI's taxonomy places the organism in Eukaryota, Metazoa, Chordata, Lepidosauria, Squamata, Anolidae. Gene Ontology annotation, molecular function: protein binding; DNA-binding transcription factor activity, RNA polymerase II-specific. Gene Ontology annotation, cellular component: nucleus. The record is from RefSeq and is a predicted model, not a curated record.
CACCCCUCCGCUCAAAUUCCGAGAAUUGAGCUGUGUUGAUUCUUAGAACUGGGGUUCUUAGAAGUGGUGAUGCAAGGAGUUUCUAGGAAAGCGAGGAGACCAGGUCUGAAAGGAACCCUUGGACUGUGAAUCGAAGCGCAAGACAGACCCAGGAUGGCGUCUCCGGCCGACAGCUGCAUCCAGUUCACCCGACACGCCAGCGACGUCCUCCUCAACCUCAACCGCCUUCGGAGCAGAGACAUCCUGACGGACGUUGUCAUCAUCGUCAACCGGGAGCAGUUCCGGGCCCAUAAAACCGUAUUGAUGGCCUGCAGCGGCCUUUUCUACAGCAUUUUCACAGAUCAGUUGAAGUGCAAUUUGAACGUCAUCAACCUGGAUCCCGAGAUCAACCCGGAAGGCUUUGGCAUCCUCUUGGACUUCAUGUACACCUCCCGCCUCAACCUGCGGGAAGGCAACAUCAUGGCCGUCAUGACCACCGCCCUUUACCUGCAGAUGGAGCAUGUGGUGGACACCUGCCGAAGGCUGGUCAACUCAAGCGAAGCAGAGCUGGUCUCGGCUGUGAAGGCUCCACGGGAAGAAUUCCUCACCAGCCGCAUGCUGAGCCAUCCGGAGAUGAUGGCAUACAGGGCCCGGGAAAUGUCCGAAAGCGGCCUGCCCCUCCGGAGCGGCCCCGUUUGUGAUGGGCGGGCCUACAUCCCCGGCUUGUACAACGGCCUUUCGGGGUCCCCAAUCUCCUAUACUGGAUACAACCCGGUGCCCGUCGGCGGCUACCUGUUCUCGGACGAAGAGGCUAGGAUGCCGCUGCCGGACAUGUCCAGGGCCAACACUUUCCAGAGGGAGCGAGCGCUGCCUUGCGGCGUCUCCCGGACAUGCUCCACCGAUUAUACCCGGACAACAGCCGAUGCUUCUCCCAGUACGUGCCACAAUGCCAUCUACUCCCCAAAAGAAGCUGCUGCUGAAGAGGUCAAGAGCGACAUGCGCUACAGCGCUGCCUCCGCCACCGGACCCAAACCCGCCACCCCUUUGACCCGGAACAACGGCUACUUUGCCUGCGACAAGGCAAGCAAAGAGGAGGAGCGGAGCCACACGGAGGAUGACAUGGGGCCGCGCUAUGAGCCGAGCAACGCGCCCGUGAACCGCAAGGUCCUGAUCAGCCCCCAGAGCCCCCAGAAGUCAGACUGCCAGCCCAACUCUCCGACCGAGUCCAGCAGCAGCAAGAACGCCUGCAUUGGCCAAGGGGCCGGCUCCCUCGCCGCCAAGAGCCCCACGGACCCCAAGGCGUGCAACUGGAAGAAGUACAAGUUCAUUGUCCUCAACUCGCUCAACCAGAGUGCCAAGCAAGACGGCCCCGAGCAGAACGAAGCUGGGACCCUCUCCCCGCAGUCCUACGCACCUGCCCUGACCUGCCAGCAGCCUAUGGAGCCAGAGAACCUGGACCUGCAGUCCCCAACCAAGAUGAACGUCAAUGGAGAAGACUCCACAAUCCCGCAAGCCAGCCGGCUGAACAACCUGGUGAACAGGUCCCUGGAGGGCUCCCCACGGAGCAGCGAGGUCCAGUCCCCCUUGUACCUGCAUUCCUCCAAGUGCAGCUCCUGCGGCUCCCAGUCCCCCCAGCAUCCCGAGAUGUGCCUUCACACCCCCAGCUCCAACUUCGGAGAAGAGAUGGGCGAGACCCAGUCCGAAUACUCUGAUUCCAGUUGCGAAAACGGAACCUUUUUCUGCAACGAAUGCCACUGCCGCUUUUCGGAAGAGGCUGCCCUCAAGCGACACUCCCUCCAAAUGCACAGCGACAAGCCCUACAAAUGUGACUGUUGCCAAGCCUCCUUCCGCUACAAGGGGAACCUAGCCAGCCAUAAAACUGUCCACACAGGUGAGAAACCGUAUCGCUGCAGCAUUUGCGGAGCGCAGUUCAACCGGCCGGCCAACCUGAAGACUCACACGCGGAUCCACUCUGGCGAGAAGCCCUACAAGUGCGAAACCUGCGGGGCAAGAUUCGUCCAGGUUGCGCACCUCCGGGCCCAUGUGCUGAUCCACACUGGCGAGAAACCCUACCCAUGUGAAAUCUGUGGCACGCGCUUCAGGCACCUGCAGACCCUCAAGAGUCACCUUCGCAUCCACACCGGAGAGAAGCCCUACCAUUGUGAAAAGUGCAACCUUCAUUUCCGCCACAAAAGCCAGCUGCGGCUCCACUUGCGCCAGAAGCACGGGGCCAUCACCAACACCAAGGUGCAAUACCGCGUCUCGGCGGAGGUCACGCCGGAGCUCCCCAAAGCGUGCUAGAGGCGGGCGAGGGCGAAGGAAGGCGAGGGCGGCGAGCCCGGGAGACGGCGGCGGCAAAGACGAGCGAGUGGCGCGGAAGGGGGAGACGAUGCCCAAAGGAUACUUGCAACACUUUAGCAACUCCUCCACUGCUUUUAAUUCGUUUUGUUGGUCACACAAUGGAGUGCCUCGAAGAAGCCCAGAGCGCAGGCAGGCAGGUGGAACAGAGGAAAAGGACUGAAUGAUGAGAAUACACGGGUUUUAUGUUUUUAUUAUUAUUAUUAUUAUUAUUUUGGUUUAUUUCCCAGUUAUGUGAAUUUUUCAAGGAAAAAAAAAGAUCUAUAGAUAUAUAUAUAUAUGUAUAUGUGCGUAACAGCUGAGAUUCUACCUUGGGUUUGCGUUGCGUCGGACUCCACUUGUGGAGCCGCAGAUGAAUUGUGAUGAAUGGCUCGGUUAUGCCACUGAACCAAGAUGUCAAAUGUGCCACUACGUGGGCACGCACCUCCGUGCGCAGUGUGUGUGCCUGUGUGCGCAUCCGUGCACAUCCAUACACGAUUUGUGCCUACGUGCAAUGUGCUCAUCCAUGCGCAUCUACUUGCAA